Molecule: messenger RNA, 2342 nt
Organism: Lactuca virosa
Lineage: Eukaryota; Viridiplantae; Streptophyta; Magnoliopsida; Asterales; Asteraceae
Source: the annotation of a GenBank genome assembly
CCCCAUGUUACUUCACCACCAACCUCGAUUAAUCCACCAAUAAAUUCAAAUUUCUCAGAUACACACUCUUCUACCAUCAUCUUCCUCCGAUUCAUCGUAACCCCUCGUUGCAUUAUGAAUCGAUGAUCAUCAGUUGAAUCCAACGCCAUGAUUCCCAUCAAAAUUCAUCUCUUCUUUCUUUUAAUCUGUUUUUCUGUUUCGUCUUCAUUGAACUCCGAUGGGCUUUCACUGCUGGCACUCAAGGCCGCCGUCACAGAUGAUCCUACUAAAUCACUCACCACCUGGAAGGAGACAGAUUUAACGCCGUGCCGCUGGACUGGCGUCGCCUGCAACUCCGACCACCGUGUCACUAGCAUUUUUCUACCCAAUAAGAAUCUCACUGGCUACCUUCCAUCGGAGCUCGGUGCAAUCGUCUACCUCCGCCACCUCUCCCUCUCUAACAACAACUUCUCCAAACCCAUCCCGGAUCAUCUCUUCAAUGCCACCAAUCUACUCUCUAUAGACCUCUCCCACAACUAUCUCACUGGACCAAUCCCGGAGAAAAUCACAACUCUCAAGUUUCUCACGAUUUUGGAUCUAUCUUCAAAUUUCUUAAACGGGUCUCUGCCGGAGUCUCUCAGCAACCUCACAACCCUCUCCGGUACGCUUAAUCUGUCCUACAAUCAGUUAUCCGGUGAGAUUCCGGCGUCGUAUGGGUUGUUUCAGGUAAUGGUUAGUCUAGACCUCCGUCAUAAUAACCUCACCGGAAAAAUACCACUCGUAGGCUCUCUGCUUAACCAAGGGCCAACGGCAUUCAACGGAAAUCCAUUUUUAUGUGGGUUUCCAUUAGAAACACAGUGCUCUGAUCCGGAAGCUCAGAACCCUAGGGUUUUGUCCAAUCCGGAUACCCCCAAAGACCCGGGUUCUUCAGUCGCUUUACCAGGCAAAACCAAUGACAGUUCUGGGUCUGUUACAGUACCUUUAAUCUCCGGCGUAUCCGUAGUUAUCGGGAUAAUGUUUUUCUCCAUGUGGGUUUACCGGAAAAAAUGGAGGUCUCGCGAGGCCAAAUUAGGGCAAAAAGAAAAACAGGAGAACGAACAGAUUACAGUGAUAACGAAGGAAGAAGAAGGACAAGAUGGUAAAUUCGUAGUAAUGGAUGAAGGGUUUGGUUUGGAAUUAGAGGAUUUACUGAGGGCAUCAGCUUAUGUGGUGGGAAAGAGCAAAACAGGGAUAGUCUACAAGGUCGUCGCCGGACGUGGUUCCGGUGCGGCGGUGGGUGCGGUGGUUGCCGUGAGACGGUUGAGCGAAGGCGACGGCACAUGGCGGCUUAAGGAGUUUGAGGCGGAGGUAGAAACCAUAGGGAGGGUUCAACACCCUAACAUAGUUAGGUUAAGAGCUUAUUACUAUGCAAAUGAUGAAAAGCUCUUGAUUUCAGAUUUUGUCAGCAAUGGGAGCUUGUACUCUGCACUUCAUGAUGUAGGUGGGCCCGCGAACCCGUUGCCGUCAUUGUCAUGGGCCUCAAGGCUCAAAAUUGCUCAAGGAACCGCAAGGGGUCUGGCCCACAUCCACGAAUGCAGCCCACGAAAACACGUACACGGGAACAUAAAAUCAUCAAAAAUCCUUCUCGAUGAAGAUUUACAGCCUUUCAUAUCCGGGUUCGGGUUGACCCGUUUAGUAACCACCUCCAUCACAAAAUCCACUUCUCGAAAGCUAAGCGGGUCGAGCCAACUUUCAUUCACUAGCUCAAAAAGCUCUUUUUCAUCAAAUUAUUAUGUGGCUCCAGAAGCCCGAAUUUCAGGCCAGAAAGUUGGCCCGAAAUGUGAUGUCUACUCUUUUGGGAUUGUGUUGUUGGAAAUGUUAACGGGCCGGGCCCCAGAUGGAGUCGGGCUCGAUAACGAUGGGAAAGGGUUGGAGGGGUUUGUGAGGAAAGUGUUUCGAGAGGAAAGACCGUUGUCUGAGAUUAUUGACCCGGUGCUUUUACAAGAAGUGUAUGCUAAGAAACAAGUGGUGGCUGCAUUUCAUAUCGCGCUUAAUUGUACUGAAAUUGACCCGGAGGUUCGACCCAAGAUGCGGAUUGUAUCGGAUAGCCUUGACCGGAUCAAAUUGCAGUGAGUUAGGUUGACCUAAUUUUAGGGGGAUUUGACUCGAGAGUAGGAGUAUGGAUUAAAGAGUAGACUUUGUUCUUGAAAGGUUGAUUUUUUGGAUGUUAGAAGUUGCUCUUUGUUUUUUGGAUACUCUUGGGAUGUUGUAGACUUUUGGUUAUAAGUGGAGGAAAUAUGUAUGUUUUAGGUUUUGUAAUUAGGGUUAACUUAAGGGAUGGUAGUUGUAAUUUUGUAUCAGGUAAUUUGAUCUAUUAUUCUAUA